Molecule: messenger RNA, 246 nt
Organism: Oncorhynchus masou masou (cherry salmon)
Lineage: Eukaryota; Metazoa; Chordata; Actinopteri; Salmoniformes; Salmonidae
Product: deoxyribose-phosphate aldolase-like
Exons: 2
Biological process (GO): carbohydrate catabolic process; deoxyribonucleotide catabolic process
Cellular component (GO): cytoplasm
Molecular function (GO): deoxyribose-phosphate aldolase activity
Source: RefSeq, a predicted model, not a curated record
GCGGCGUGGGUGCUGCGGGCGGUGACCUGUAUUGACCUGACGACCUUGGCCGGUGACGACACGCCCGGCAACGUCCACCGGCUGUGUAUGAAGGCGACCCAGCCGGUACGCUACGACCUGCUGAAGAGCAUGGACAUGCAGGACGAAGGUGUGACUACUGCAGCGGUGUGCGUGUACCCAUCUCGUGUGGCUGAUGCUGUGAAGUCACUGAAAGCAGCCAACUCCAGCCUACCUGUCGCCAGGUAA